AUGGAGACUAUUCUUUUUCGUAAUGGAGCGUAUUGUAUGAACCGCUGUUUGCAAGGCUACUUAAAAACAUCCGGCGUUCGUUUUGCAACAUCAUCUACAACCCCAACAUUUAACAAACCUGGGAAUGAAGGCCUUCGCAUUGGCGUACCAAAAGAGAUAUACCCUGAGGAAAAAAGAGUUUCUCUUACUCCGUCAGCUGUAAAAACCUUGACAGACAAAGGUUUCAGCCUGGUCGUCCAAGCUGGAGCAGGAGCAUCUGCGCAAUAUCUUGACACGGAAUAUGUUAAAGCUGGCGCAAAGCUAGUUGAAACUGGUGCUAAGGACCUCUACGCUCAAAGUGACGUGGUUCUUAAAGUCCGUUCCCCUCUGGUUGAUAAAGAAGUAAACUUACUCAACCCAAACAGCACUUUAAUUACCAUGGUUUAUCCUGCGCAAAACAAGGAACUUGUUAACAUGCUUGCGGAGCGUAAGAUAACUUUACUGGCUCUGGAUUGUAUUCCACGCAUUAGUCGAGCUCAAGCCUUCGAUGUGCUUUCCAGUAUGGCAAACAUUGCUGGUUACAAGGCCGUCGUUGAAGCCGCUUCGCAUUACAGCAAAUUUUUUGCUGGACAAAUAACCGCUGCGGGUCGUAUUCCUCCAGCUAAAGUUCUGGUAGUCGGAGGUGGUGUCGCUGGUCUAUCUGCUGUGGCUACAGCACGAGGUCUUGGUGCAACAGUGCGCGCUUUCGACACCAGAGAAGCCGUUCGCGAGCAAGUGGAGUCCUUAGGUGCUGAAUUUCUCACUAUUCAAUUCAAGGCAAGUUUUUUUAUGUACCCUUCCUCUCCUACUUCCUGUAGUGUCAUUGAUCUUCUCCGUAGAAGCGGUAACAUGUUCUAG
Hydatigera taeniaeformis is the source of this 876-nucleotide messenger RNA. The record is from the annotation of a GenBank genome assembly. Lineage: Eukaryota; Metazoa; Platyhelminthes; Cestoda; Cyclophyllidea; Taeniidae.